Molecule: messenger RNA, 2469 nt
Organism: Parathielavia appendiculata
Lineage: Eukaryota; Fungi; Ascomycota; Sordariomycetes; Sordariales; Chaetomiaceae
Product: DUF663-domain-containing protein
Exons: 2
Coding region: 1-2469 (822 amino acids)
Biological process (GO): maturation of SSU-rRNA from tricistronic rRNA transcript (SSU-rRNA, 5.8S rRNA, LSU-rRNA); endonucleolytic cleavage of tricistronic rRNA transcript (SSU-rRNA, 5.8S rRNA, LSU-rRNA); ribosome biogenesis
Cellular component (GO): nucleus; preribosome, small subunit precursor
Molecular function (GO): U3 snoRNA binding; GTPase activity; GTP binding
Source: RefSeq, a predicted model, not a curated record
AUGCCCAGCGCAGUAGGCGGGGGCCACUCCCACAGAGCUACGACUAAGGUGUCGCACAAGCCGUUCAAAUCGAGAAAAGCGACCAAGGGCCAACUGCGUGAUGCUGCAAAAGGGAGAAUCGCCGGCCAAAAAGGACAGCGCAAGACACCCCACCAGCAAGUCAUGUCGAAACUCGACCGGCGGAACCAAGCCAAGCAGCGGCAACUUGAGAAAGCCCGCGAGCACCAGAAGGAGGCGUCUAUCUUCGCCGGGAAGGAUGGGGUCCCGCGCAACGUCGCAGUGAUUCCUCUGUGUGCCGACACCGACACGACCUCAGCCAUCCAGAGCCUGAACGCGAGCGUCGACAUUGAGGCUGAGAUACACGAUGGGUGCUUCCGGGUUCCCGUGGACAGGUUCAAGCAAAAGUUGCAGUACUUGCCCCUGAAAAGGAACCUCGCUGCGUGCUUGGAUGCUGCCCGGGUCGCUGACUUUAUCGUCUUUGUUUUCUCGGCCGAGGUUGAGGUGGAUGCCUUGGGCGAGCUGAUUCUCCGGAGCGUCGAGAGCCAGGGCAUGUCGACACUGUUCACUGUUGUCCAGGGGCUCAACAAGAUCGAGCCCGCCAAGCAGAGGCUUUCAGUCGUUUCGUCCCUCAAAUCGUACAUCACCCACUUCCACCCAGAGCAAGACAAAAUCUACAGCCUCGACAACCGACAAGAGUGUGCGAACCUGAUGCGGUCACUAUGCAGUACCACACCCAAAGGCAUUCGGUGGAGGGAUGAGCGGAGCUGGAUGCUGGUCGAAGAUGUUCAGUGGGCGACUUCGGGGAUGGCGCCCACCAUCCUCACAGGUGUUGUCAGGGGCAGGGGCCUGAAGGCAGACCGGCUAGUGCAAAUCGGCGACUGGGGGACGUUCCAGAUCGAAAAAAUAACAGCCGCGCCGAUUGCGACUCGGAAGAGGAGGGGAGACGACGCCAUGAUGGACGAAGCUACCGUGGAGGAGAUGCUUGAGGAACCGACCGAAGACCGCGACGACCUUGACGACCUCGCGCCAGAGGACGCUGCCAUGGACCAUGAUGACGACAUGGAUGCUGCGACCACAGCAACAGCCAUGAAAAAGGGCGUGCUAUUGGACGACCACCACUACUUUUCGGACGAUGACACGGUCCAGGAGCUGCAGAUGCCCAAGAAAGUUCCCAAGGGUACAUCAAAGUAUCAGGCUGCAUGGUUUCUGGACGACGAAGACAUAUCGGACUCCGGGUCCGACCUGGAAGACUAUGAGAUGCAGGACGUCGAGGGUGGCGAGGAAGAAGCACGGCCAGAAGAUGGAAUGGAAGGUCUCACUGGGGAUGCCAUGACGGAGGGGGGGCCAUCAGAAUAUGCCAAGUCAGUGGCGUUCAUUGAGCCCGAUGAGGAUGAGGAUGCCAUGGCGCUCGAAGAAUACAGGAAGAGCAAGAGGACAGAAGCCGAGGACGACUUGGAAUUCCCCGACGAAAUCGAGCUUCAUCCCAAUGUGCUUGCCCGGGAACGCCUGGCCAAGUACAGAGGCUUAAAGAGCUUGAGGUCAAGCCCCUGGCUGGAGGACGAGGAUCGCGCGUUUGAGCCGGAGGAGUGGCAGCGGCUGCUGCGGAUCCCUGACUACCAAGCAUCCCGAAUCCGGGCAGCCCGCGAAGCUCUGGUGGGCGGCGUGGCCCCUGGAACACGCGUCCACGUCUAUAUCAAGGGGCUACCGGUAGCAAUUCAAAAGUCGUACGACUCCAGCCGCCCGGUUACGCUUUUCUCGCUCCUGCGGCACGAGCACAAGAGGACGGCUGUCAACGUCCUGAUCAACCUUAGCUCCGACUACCCUACUUCUAUCAAGGCGAAGGAGGAGUUGAUUGUUCAGUACGGACCGCGGAGGUUCGUCAUCAACCCUCUCUUCUCUCAGGGAGGCACCACACCCAACGACGUCCACAAGUACUGCCGGUACUUGCACCCCGGGCAGUCUGCCGUGGCCACGUUUAUGGGCCCCGUCACAUGGGGCUCGGUGCCGGUUUUGUUCUUCAAACGAACCGUUCCAGGUGCCGAAACGAAAGCCGAGGAUGAGGAAGGGCCCAGCCUGCCGCUGACGCUCGUUGCCACGGGAACAACGCUGCCGCCGUCGACUUCACGCGUCAUUGCCAAGAGGGCAAUCCUCACGGGACACCCAUACCACAUACACAAGAAGAUUGUUACCAUUCGGUACAUGUUCUUCAACCGAGAGGACGUCGAGUGGUUCAAGGCGCUGCCGCUGUGGACCAAGAGGGGUCGCAGCGGUUACAUCAAGGAGCCGCUGGGUACGCACGGGUAUUUCAAGGCGACCUUUGACGGUCGAAUCAACCCGCAGGACUCGAUCGGCGUCAGCUUGUACAAACGGGUGUGGCCGCGCAACGCCCGGCCGCUGGAGGGACCCCUGCUCGACCCAGCGCUGGUGCAGGAAGCCCAAGGGGACGCGAUGGAUGCCGACGUUGAGUGA